UCAGUCUUCAUUGACAUUCUUACGAACGACAGCCACUACCGUUUUAAGAGUUCUUAUUUCAAGUUAUUGAGCGAUAUUUGUCAAAGUUCCUUUUACCUGUUUAAGUUUAUAUUUCGCUGCCUAUUUGAAAAAUGUUGUCUUCGAGAUCACAAAACGUGUCUUCUACUGAAAAUGUCUCAAGAACCUUGAAAAAUACGAAGAUUUCUGAUGAAAAUAUGGAGAAUUCGUACAAAGUGAUGGAAACCAAAAUGCUUGCAAGAAACACUGGCAAAAGAAUUCUGGGAGAAGUUCAGAAUACAACAGCACUCACAUUAUCACCACAGAAGAAUAAGUCGAAACAAGUGCAAAAACCAAAGGCUCGGUUUGACAAAGAGAAGGAGCCUUUACUUCGUGACAACCCUCGCCGUUUUGUUAUCUUUCCAAUCGAAUACCAUGACAUCUGGAAAAUGUACAAGAAAGCUGAAGCAUCAUUCUGGACAGCUGAAGAGGUUGACCUUUCCAAAGACAUGGUUCACUGGGCAGGUUUGAAACCAAAUGAAAGGAAAUUCAUUUCUCAUGUUCUGGCUUUCUUCGCCGCUUCAGAUGGAAUUGUCAAUGAGAAUUUGGUUGAGAGAUUUGCACAAGAAGUCCAGGUCACUGAAGCAAGAUUUUUCUACGGAUUCCAAAUAGCGAUUGAAAAUAUUCAUUCUGAAAUGUAUUCUUUAUUGAUCAACACUUAUAUCAGAGAUCCUAAAGAAAGAAACUACCUUUUUAAUGCAAUUGAAACUAUGCCUUGCGUUCGUGAGAAAGCUGACUGGGCUUUGAAUUGGAUCAACGACCAAAAUUCAACGUUUGGUGAACGUGUCAUCGCUUUCGCUUCCGUCGAAGGAAUAUUCUUCAGUGGUUCCUUUGCUGCCAUCUUCUGGCUGAAGAAACGAGGACUUAUGCCUGGAUUAACAUUCUCUAAUGAACUAAUUAGCAGAGAUGAGGGCCUACACUGUGAUUUUGCUUGCCUCAUGUACAAACAUCUCGUCCAGAAGCCAAGUCAGGAACGAGUCACCAUGAUUAUUAAAGAUGCCGUGGCUAUUGAACAGAAAUUCUUGACGGAAGCUCUCCCAGUUGCACUUAUUGGAAUGAAUAACACCCUCAUGAAGCAAUACAUUGAAUUUGUUGCCGAUAGACUGCUGGUUGCAUUGGAAUGUCCUAAGGUUUACAAUGUUGAAAAUCCAUUCGAUUUCAUGGAGCUCAUUUCACUAGAAGGAAAGACAAAUUUCUUCGAGAAAAGAGUUGGCGAAUACCAGAAGGCCGGCGUAAUGUCUAAUUCAGAGGAUAUGAAAUUUACUUUAGAGGCAGAUUUUUAGAUUUUAGAAAAUUAUUUUCAUUUUAUCAUAAAAUGUUGCUUUUAAUGUUUUAGUAUUGAAAUGCAAUUCAUGUUUUUAGCUGCUGUAAGCUAAUUUUAUUUUAAUAUUCAAAUGGGUUUUUAAAGUGAAUUGCUAAUUUCUGGUCAUUGCUACUGCCACUGCAUAAGUAUCCCAAACAGCUUGGGAAGUACCAAAAUUUGAAAAAAGUCUCCUGGAGAACGUUUACUCCCAAACGUUCAUCAAGAUUCCCUGUUAUUCAAGUUCGGGAUACCCCCAAUAUUAACAACACUGAAGUUUGGGGUUCCUGGAGUAAUUGGACUUUGUGGCUUUUGAAAUGUACCAAGGCAGAUUUCAAAUCUUGUGUGUUGGUAUUUUGCCGACCAGGCGAAACUAAUUCAAACCUAUCCAAGAACUAUUAAUAACAUGAUUACCAUGAAGAUACCUCUUAAAUACUGCCCAUCUCUCUCAAAAUAUAGAUACUUUAGUAGCGUUUUGGAAUAGCAGCAACUUUUAAAACUUGUCUUUAUCUAAUGUUUCUUUUUUAUUCUGUUCUUUUUAUUGUUCUGUUUCUGUUUUUAUUAUUUAUGCUUUCAAGUAUUGUGCACAAGUAAUAUAACGAAUUAUGAAAGUAUUUAA
Molecule: messenger RNA, 1976 nt
Organism: Styela clava
Lineage: Eukaryota; Metazoa; Chordata; Ascidiacea; Stolidobranchia; Styelidae
Product: ribonucleoside-diphosphate reductase subunit M2 B-like
Biological process (GO): deoxyribonucleotide biosynthetic process
Cellular component (GO): cytosol
Molecular function (GO): ribonucleoside-diphosphate reductase activity, thioredoxin disulfide as acceptor
Source: RefSeq, a predicted model, not a curated record